This is a messenger RNA of Scleropages formosus (Asian bonytongue), 2717 nucleotides long. Its product is annotated as E3 ubiquitin-protein ligase RING2-A-like. Bases 531 to 1649 code for a protein of 372 amino acids. NCBI's taxonomy places the organism in Eukaryota, Metazoa, Chordata, Actinopteri, Osteoglossiformes, Osteoglossidae. Gene Ontology annotation, biological process: negative regulation of DNA-templated transcription. The record is from RefSeq and is a predicted model, not a curated record. The transcript has 7 exons. Gene Ontology annotation, molecular function: ubiquitin protein ligase activity; chromatin binding. Gene Ontology annotation, cellular component: PcG protein complex; ubiquitin ligase complex.
ACCAUGCUUUGUACACUGACACGAGUCUCGUCUCUGGAAACGCUCCUCCGCCUUCGAGGCGCUCGCGAGGCCGCCAGGGGUAGCUGUGUGCCCGCGCGGCGGAGGAGGAGGACCCGCCGGGGAGGUGGAGGACACAUCCGGCGGAAAGAUGGACUCGCGCGGACGGCGAGGAGCGUAAACACGCACGGUGUUACAGCGCCGAGGCUUCACGCGCGCCAGGCUCGAGCUGCAGGUUCCGGCAGGAGCAGGAGGUUCCAGCUUCGGCGUUCGCGGUGCUCAGAUCGCACGGAGCGCGCGGAGCAGCUGCCUCCUCUGGGCGGAAGAAGAAGCAGGAGGCGGCGGAGCGGCGGAACCGACCGUCGGCGGCCAUAGAGCGAGCCGAACCGAACCGGAGCGAGCUGGACUGCGUGUUUUUACGCAGAGCGCAGACUGAGAACUGAACGGCGAGGGUGCGAGUCGGGUUCGAGACGUCGAGGCGCCGCUGCAGCUGGGUUAGUCGCUGUGUACGGUGAGGACUGUGAGAAGCCACGAUGGCCACGCCGGUGAAUGCGCAGAACCCCAGCAAGACAUGGGAGCUGAGCUUGUAUGAGCUGCACCGGACACCACAGGAAGCUAUCAUGGACGGGACAGAGAUUGCUGUGUCCCCCAGGAGCCUCCACAGUGAGCUCAUGUGUCCCAUCUGCCUGGACAUGCUGAAGAACACCAUGACCACCAAAGAGUGCCUACACCGCUUUUGCUCCGAGUGCAUAGUCACAGCCCUCCGAUCUGGGAACAAGGAGUGUCCCACGUGCCGCAAGAAGCUGGUCUCCAAGCGCUCGCUGCGGCCGGACCCCAACUUUGACGCGCUCAUCUCUAAGAUCUAUCCCAGCCGGGAUGAGUACGAGGCCCACCAGGACCGCGUGCUGGAGCGCCUCAGCCGGAUGCACAAUAAGCAAGCGCUGAGUUCCAGCAUUGAGGAGGGUCUGAAGAUGCAGGCGCUGCACAGGGCUCAGAGGGUGAGGAAGCAACAGCAAGAGAGUGACAACACCACCUUCAGCGGAGGUGAGGACAACUGUGAUGCGCGCUCCCACGAUUCAGCGGCCCCCCGCACUUCCCACCCCUCCAGUCACGCCACCGAGGCCGGACCGAGCCGAAACAAGCGGCCUCGGGCGUCAGAUGAGUCCUGCCCCGAGAUGGACCGGGGCAGCCCCACACCUCCGCCCUCCCACCAGCAUGAGGGCCCAGGCUCUGAGAUUGAGCUUGUGUUCCGCCCCCACCCCCAUCUGGUCAACACGCAGGAGUACAGCCAGACCAGAUAUGUGAAAACAACAGCCAACGCGACAGUGGACCACCUAUCCAAAUAUCUGGCUCUUCGCAUCGCCCUGGAGGAGCGGCAGGCAAGCAGGCAGGCAGACAGAGCGGCAGGAGGGGACGCAGCGGCAGGCGAUGAAGCGGGUGGAGGAGGAGGCGGGGUCAACCUGCAGGACGUCAGUGAGAAGCAGUACACUAUCUACAUCACCACAUCUGGUGGGCAGUUCUCGACGCUCAACGGCUCCCUGACACUGGAGCUGGUGAAUGAGAAGUACUGGAAGGUGAGCAAGCCGCUGGAGCUGUAUUAUGCCCCGACCAAGGAGCAGCAGCAGCAGCAGCAACAGCAGCAGCAGCCGUGAGAGAAGGAGGGAGGGAUUGCAGGAAACUCAGACCCCACCAAACUCCACCUAUCCCCCAGCAAUGAAGACACUUGUGCUUUCUCUCUGCCUGUCCCCUUCUACUUUUGCUGGUGGUGUAGAUAGGCCAUCGGCCUUGUCCCUUUUGUGGUGCUUACAGCCUGAGAGUGGAGCUUGGGGGUAGUGGAUGUCAAUUUUCCGGUACUUUCUACAUGCUCCAUUUGACAUAAGGAGAGAGAAUCUCGUAUCACUGUUUCCACCCCCCUCCUCAAAUCUGAGCACACCGGGACCUUAUUUAUCACCAAACACAAAGCAGAGAUGUCAUGUACUGUUGAAUUUUAAUCUUCAGAUCUGGACCAUGGACCUGUUUCUUUCUCAUGCAGAGAUGGCUUUUUGCCUUUUUUAACCCUGAUAUCCAAACACAGUGAAGAGGUGCUGCUCUUCAUUGUAUUCAGAUGUGCCAGCUAACACUGUGUCCGUAACCCAGCCCCAGCGCCCUGAUUGCUCCUUUUUAAGCUCCCUCAUUUUGUACAGAUCACUUUUUGUAGAAAAAAGAGCACAGAGCUGCUGUUGGUAGCUUCACGAAGAAAGGGAAUCUGUUUUUAUAAUUACAGAGGAAUGUGACUUUUUUUUUUUUUUUUUUUUUUACACAGAAGCUGGUCUGGAAAUGAAGGGAUAGUGUGCAGUUGUGUAACAAAAUAAAUUAUGCAAGUGGAAAACUGAUUGAUUGAACUUGGCAGCUCAUGGCUUGUGUUUGGGGUCCAGCAAACCUUGAACCAGGUCAAACCUUGAGGUUCAGUUUUUAAUAUAACUAUCCUUUUAUGUAUUAAGAAAUGGACUGAAACACUGUUCCCGUAGGAGUGGACUUACAGCACCCAAAGCGCACAUUCAUGUACACCUGCUCCAUGUCGUUCUGUACUUGGCGUGCAAUUUUUGUUCCGAGGUUCCUGUUCUGUUGCACUUUUCUAUGUUUCACGCAAUAAUAGUUACCACAGACAGCUUUGAGAUGCCUUAGUAUUUAUAGUUGCUGUUUAAAAUGUUGCUUUGCUGUGUGCUCUUCAAUCAACAGAU